Molecule: messenger RNA, 2156 nt
Organism: Helianthus annuus (common sunflower)
Lineage: Eukaryota; Viridiplantae; Streptophyta; Magnoliopsida; Asterales; Asteraceae
Exons: 9
Coding region: 70-1866 (598 amino acids)
Molecular function (GO): protein binding
Source: RefSeq, a predicted model, not a curated record
GCUUUGAGGUAUAGAGAGAGAGAGAGAAGUGUAGAGAGAGAAACAACCAAACAAACAGAAAUCAAUCAGAUGGGUAAAGCAGGCGGAGCAACACCAUCACCGGCGAAGAAGAAAAAAGGCCGUCCAUCACUCACAGAUCUCAAAAAACGAGCCUUAGAACAACAACAAUCUCACCGGAGAUCCACUCGCCGGAACCCUAACUCCGACACUGCCGAUGCAUCUGCCGACGAAGAUGAUUACUACGACGACGACGACGAUGAGCGCAAACAGAAGAAAGUCAAGCUCGUUGUUCGUUUGCCCCAAUUGAAUCAACAACAAGAGCCACAACGACGUCGUUCUGCCAGAUCUUCUUCACCCGCUAAUUCGGCUUCCUGUGGCUCUGAUUCGAAUGCUGACGUGGAUAUUCGACAAAUUGAGUCCGGAUCUGGUUGUGCUGGUGCUAAUUCUCAGGAUGAAAAGGAUGAGAAAGCGAUGGAGAGUCUUCAUGGAUCACCAUUGGAGACUGGACCCACAACACCUUUGCCAGACAAAAAGUUGUUGUUGUUCAUUCUUGACAGACUUCAAAAGAAGGACACACAUGCGGUGUUCUCUGAGCCCGUUGAUCCUGUUGAGCUCCCUGAUUAUCAUGAAAUUAUUGAGCACCCUAUGGAUUUCGGCACUGUUAGGAGCAAACUUGACAAGGGACUUUAUUCGAAUCUGGAAGAAUUGGAGGCGGACGUGUACUUGAUAUGUUCAAAUGCAAUGCAGUAUAACUCAUCUGACACUGUUUUCUUUCGCCAGGCGAGGUCUAUACAAGAAUUGGCAAAAAGGGAUUUUGAAAAUUUGAGGCAAGAGGGUGAUGACGGUGAGCUGCAACCGAAGGUGGUGAGAAGAGGCAGACCUCCAAGCAAGCACUUGAAAAAGCCACCUGGCAGAACCUCAUUGGACAUUGUGGUUGCUCCUGAGUCCACCUCAGGCGCUACUAUUGUAGCGAAUACUGUAGCAAAUACCGUAGACAACACAAAUGACUCUACUCCUUACAAUUUAAGACGAGGACCCAUGAUUUAUAAGAAUUACGCUGAUGGUUUAUUUCCAUCAAGUCGUACCCGUAACGGUGAACAUAAUGAGCUGUUAGCAGACUGGAAUGAAGAAUUUCCAGCUCGUAUUAAGAGGGCUGACAUGAAAUACGGGAACAAACAUUUUGUUAUAGACGAGAGCAGGCGUGAUACCUACAAGCAGUUUCAUCCAUUGAAUAAUGCUAACACAAAUUCUCUUCUAACUAACUUUGGCGGGGAAGGCAAGCAGUUAUUAGCGGUAGGUGUGCAUGCUGAACAUGGUUACUCGAGAAGCCUGGCUCGAUUUGCCGCUAAUAUGGGCCCUGUUGUCUGGGAAAUCGCGUCAAAGAAAAUCAGAAAAGCUUUGCCUCCAGGUGUCACGUUCGGUCCUGGUGUUGUUGGUGAACCCGAACCUCCUGCCCCAUCUAUAUCAUUUUUGCCAUCUGAAAAUUACAGUUAUACCCCCAGGUUAGCCAGUAACGAUAUUCUAAACAAACCCGAAACCCCAUCCACUUCAGGACCAAAAGCUGAAGAUUCUGAGGUAAAAAGUAACAAAACCGUACCCCACAGUGGUAAAAACGGUUUUAACGAUGACCCAAGGAGUCAUCUUUCGAAACGUGGUACAAUUGAUGAUGCACAAGGUACAAAAGGUGAUGCAAGUAAUCCUGAAAAUCCGACAUGGCAACAAGUACCAUCAAUGAACCACAGACAGUUUACAGUUCCGGUUCCACCGGACCUAAAUGUUGGGGUUCAGGGACCAUCUGUCUCACCUGGAUACGUUGGACUGAAGAUUGGUUCACCUCAGCAGCCGGAUUUAGCGUUGCAGCUUUGAGUCUGUGGUGGCUCUUGUGUUUGGCGGUUAAGGAGGUUGUGGGUCAUCUGGUAAUGGAUGCAGGUUAGUCUAUAGUGUAGGAAACUGUGUACAGAUUAAGGAUCUCCUUGUAACUUUGUACUCAAGAUUGAUUGGAGUAUGAUGAACCUGAACUAGAAAUAAAAAACACAAGCAUUGGGUUUUUUUUUUUUUUUUUUUUUUUUUUCUGACAUUUUUUUUGGCAUAAGUUAUUGUUGUAUGUAGUGAACCUUGAAAAUUUCACUUUGAUGUACUAUACUCUUUAAAACCUA